GGUACAGGGUCCAGCAACUUCACUGCAAGCAAUUAAUGGAGUGAUGAUGAGUCAGCUAAAUUAAAUACGUCUACCCUGCAUCAAUUAAACAACUCCACCUCAGAUCACAUCUCUGCGUUACUUAAAUCUCUUCUUUCUUUGCUGAUAGAUACAAAGUUCUCAAGUAGACUACUGCUCGAUCAUCGAAGAGAUGGGUGAGGAGAAGAGAGAAGAGAGCAAAGGCAAUCAAGAUGAAACGAACAAGGAAGAAGAGCCUGCACAGAUUGUACUCAAAGUUGACAUGCACUGUGAAGCUUGUGCCAGAAAGGUUGCAAGAGCCCUCAAAGGAUUUCAAGUGUUUGAUAACAGGAGUGGAGGACGUAGCCACAGAUAGCAAGGCAAAUAAAGUAGUGGUGAAGGGAAAGACUGUAGACCCCAUCAAGGUUUGUGAAAGGCUACGAAAGAAGAGUGGAAGAAAAGUGGAAUUAAUUUCACCUUUGCCUAAACCACCAUCGCAAGAGGAGAAGAAGGAAGAAAACAAAGAGCUCAAAGAAGAAAAAAAGGAAGAGCCUCCAACGGCGAUAACAGUAGUAUUGAAGGUUUAUAUGCACUGUGAAGCGUGUGCUCAAGUUUUGCGGAAGCGAAUCCGAAAGAUCCCAGGAGUAGAGACGGUGGAUACUGAUGUGAGAAAUCAUCAAGUAAUAGUAAAAGGGGUUGUAGAUCCCGCAAACCUGGUAGAUUAUGUAUACAAAAGAACCAGAAAGCAAGUAUCCAUAGUGAAGGACGAAGAAAACAAGGAAGAAGAGAAGAAAGAAGCAGAGAAGAAACAAGAUGCAGGAGAGAAGAAAGAAGAAGAUCAAGGCAAAGGAGAUGGAGAUGAUGAUAAGAAGAUGGACGAUAUCAAAAGAAGUGAAUAUUACUCAUCCAAGUACUACUCCGAGUUUGCAUAUCCUCCUCAAUUUUUCAGCGACGAGAACCCAAAUGCUUGCUCUCUCAUGUAGGAUCCAUCUACGUACGUGACCACCAUUUUGUGAUACCCAUAUGCAAUUUUCCAACCUACUUGUUAUCUACUACUGUUGAUGACAAUGUAUGAUCCGUACAAUUUAAGUGAUCUUGAAUUAAUUGGCUUUCCUGAA
Messenger RNA from Gossypium raimondii (Peruvian cotton), 1115 nucleotides. RefSeq names its product heavy metal-associated isoprenylated plant protein 7. The record is from RefSeq and is a predicted model, not a curated record. Gene Ontology annotation, molecular function: metal ion binding. NCBI's taxonomy places the organism in Eukaryota, Viridiplantae, Streptophyta, Magnoliopsida, Malvales, Malvaceae. The transcript has 5 exons. The coding region runs from base 231 to 980 and encodes 249 amino acids.